This is a messenger RNA of Colossoma macropomum (tambaqui), 2218 nucleotides long. Its product is annotated as eukaryotic translation initiation factor 5A-1. Gene Ontology annotation, molecular function: ribosome binding; RNA binding; translation elongation factor activity. NCBI's taxonomy places the organism in Eukaryota, Metazoa, Chordata, Actinopteri, Characiformes, Serrasalmidae. The coding region runs from base 379 to 846 and encodes 155 amino acids. Gene Ontology annotation, biological process: positive regulation of translational elongation; positive regulation of translational termination. The transcript is spliced from 6 exons. The record is from RefSeq and is a predicted model, not a curated record.
GCAGUAAAGAGAAAAUUGCUGAGGCUCGUUUUGGUGGGUAUGUGUGGCUGAGUCGGUGCGGAUGAGAGAGUGAGUGUGAGAGAGGGAGACAGACAGAGAGAGAGAGAGUGAGAGUUUGGGGUUCACACUUUUGUCGGCCGCUGACCUGCGCGUGUGCCCUCGGAAAAAAACGGAGAGCAGAAGAAAAAGAGAGGGGGAAAGUGAAAGGCCUGGAAUGACGGGAGCGCCUGGAGAGCUGAUUUAAGUGAAUAGGCACAAAAGCAGGGGCGCCGCGCAGCCAGAGAGCAGAGAUCACACAUCCAGCGGGACUACAGGCUCAGUCGUCGGAUCGCCCCAUAGCAUCUCGGGUGGGAAAGAAAGCUCGUAACUAGGACAAAGAUGGCAGAUGCAGAUUUGGACUUCACAACAGGUGAUGCUGGGGCUUCCGCCACCUAUCCCAUGCAAUGCUCUGCCCUGCGCAAGAACGGCUUCGUGGUGCUGAAGGGCCGACCAUGCAAGAUUGUGGAGAUGUCCACUUCCAAAACUGGCAAACACGGACACGCAAAGGUCCACAUGGUUGGCAUUGACAUCUUUACUGGCAAAAAGUAUGAGGAUAUCUGUCCCUCAACUCACAAUAUGGACGUUCCUAACAUCAAGAGAAUGGACUAUCAGUUGAUUGGCAUCCAGGAUGGCUACCUGUCUCUGCUUCAGGACAGUGGUGAGGUCAGAGAAGACUUAAAAAUGCCUGAGGGAGACCUGGGAAAAGAGAUUGAGAGCAAGUUUGAUGCUGGAGAGGAGAUUCUGAUCACUGUCCUGUCUGCAAUGAAUGAGGAGUCUGCAGUGGCCAUCAAAGCCAUGGCUAAAUAAAACACAGCAGGUAUUGGCAAGAUGCACUGGACCUGGAAAGAAGGAGAGAAUUACACCUCAGCAAUGCUAUUCUCCCUCUUUUUUCUCUUUAUUUUUCAUUCUUUGUUAUCUCUCCCUCUCUUUAUGUACUUUAUAGCCCAUCUUUGGGUUGGAAAACUAGAAAAAAAAGAAUAAAUAAUUGGAAAUUGUUGCAAAUGGACAAAAAAAUCUGUAAAUAUACUGAAUAUACAUUAAUCAACACUAUUUUGAAUGUAUAUAAUAGAGAAGAAAGAACGACAAAUGUGCCACGGCUAUCUGUUCAGCCUUGGGCACUGUAAUAGCAGCGGGGUUUUGCCCCUGCAAAGACACCUCAUAUGUAUGAUACUAACAUGAGUGUGUCUUCUCAUUUAGUUUUUUUAAAAAAAAAUUCCAUCUGUCCCAGUUACCACCCUUUAUACAUUCUUUGCCACUUUCAAUUGGGAUCUCAAGUACAUAGCUACAGCUGUGUCAAGUGGCUGUAAUUUCAGAUCAAAGCAAAAGCCACAUUCUACGGUAAAAGACAGAAACAAAGGUCAUGUGUAGUAGGAUGUGGUGUAGUUCCUUCACUGGAGGACUAAGUCACCCACUUUUACCUCACAGUAGCCAAAAUACAAAAGAUAUAGAGGGUGCCAUCUUGACACAAACAGAUAUUUAGUCACCGGUCACAGAUGCUCAUAAUGUCCCAUUUACAGUGUAAAGAUACAGUUUUCAUGUAGAAUUAUGGUUUAAGCAGGACUUCAGAAUUACACACUAAGAGUGUAAUAUAUGAGGAGAUGGAGUUAGCAAAAAAAUCAAUAGGAGUAUAGUAAGCCAUGGUUUGGCCUCAGUAUGUUUUUGGGCUUGUAAUGAUGCCAUGACAUCACAUCACUGUCGUACAUUUACAUCCCACCAGCUAAGUAGAUUAUCCUGCAGAUAAGACUGUACUGAUCGACUUUUUUUUAAUUUGGUGAACUUGUCUGUAUGGUUCAAGGUUGUUGUUUCUUUUUAUUUUUUGUAGGCUCACAUUGAGGGUGGUGUCAAAACCAUCUCUUCAAUUUCAUAUUACAUGAGCAAAACUUUUUGUUCCUUGACUGUGAUAAACAAUUUAUAUUAAACCAAGAGAAUCCCUCAACCUAAUAUUAAAAAGGAGCACAUGAACUUUGCCUUUUUUUGUUUGUGUCUGAAGGGCAUUGCUGCAACACAGCUAAGUACUGUCAUUGUCCAGAAAUAUUGGAACCCUUGAUGAAAACAAGCAAAAAAAUUCUGUAUUCAAUUAAACAAGAGCUGUAUUUAAAACUCAUUUACUUUUAUGUGUAAUGAUUUUUUUAAAUUAACAAAUGUAGGUAUGGCAUCCCUAAAUAAACCCAAGCAGUUA